UGAGUCAAAUUUGACCUUGUCAUUAUUAAUAGAGACAGGCAGAUACAUAAAUAAUGGAUUUAAAUGAAGUAAAAAGAUAACAUUCCAUCGUAUUCUAAUGCACGUGGUGGCGCCAUAUAUGUGCCAUUAAAACGGUCAGUUUUGAUUUUUGCGUCCACUUAUCAGGCCCCACCCGACCCGCUCCUCCGACUCUUUCACACCUGACUUAACGAACCCACAUACGACGCCGUAUAAGGUUCCUUCCUGAUAACCGUUGUUACAGCAAAAUUACAAACAUACCCUCAUCUUCUUCAUCAUAUCAAUUCGAAUCCAUUUUCCCACCACACUAUCUCUCUCCCUCUAAUGGCUUCUUCAAGAAAGCUUCUUGCUCUCUUCUUCUUUAUCUCAAUAGCCAAACCAAUCUUUGUCUCCUCCGAUAACGUAAACUUCACAUUCAAAUCCUUCACCAUCCGAAACCUCACGUUCCUCGGCGACUCCCACCUCCGAAACGGCGUCGUGGGACUAACACGCGAGCUAGGCGUACCCGACACGAGCUCCGGAACCGUAAUCUACAACACACCAAUCCGUUUCUACGAUCCAGUCUCGAACACCACGGCGUCUUUCUCCACACACUUCUCCUUCUCCGUCCAAAACGUGAACCCAGACUCCUCCGGCGACGGGCUCUCCUUCUUCCUCUCCCACGACAACGACACCUUAGGAAGCCCCGGAGAGUUCUUGGGCCUCGUGAACUCCUCCCAGCCCAUGAAGAACCGCUUCGUCGCGAUCGAAUUCGACACCAAACUCGAUCCCAACUUCAACGACCCGAGCGGGAACCACGUCGGGUUAGACGUCGAUAGCUUGAACUCGAUCGCCACGUCGGAUCCGUCGAUCGAUCUCAAAUCCGGAAAAUCGAUUACGUCUUGGAUCGAUUACAAGAACGAUAUGCGUUUAUUAAACGUCUUCUUGAGCUACACUGAUCCUAUAGCUACAACGAAGAAGCCAGAGAAGCCUAUUUUAUCUGUAAACAUCGAUCUUGCUCCGUUCUUGAACGGCGAGAUGUACGUAGGGUUCUCCGGUUCGACGGAAGGGAGCACUGAGAUUCAUCUCAUCGAGAAUUGGAGCUUCAAGACGUCCGGGUUUGUUCCGGUUAGAUCGAAAUCUAACCGUCCUCACAACGUUUCAGGUAGCUCUGUAGCUCCUGUGGCUAUACCUAAGGGUGGAGGAAGACGUCAAAGACACGGUCUCGCGAUUGGGCUUGGGAUCUCUUGUCCUGUCUUCUUCUGUUUAGCGCUCUUGGUGUUUGGUUACUUCACGUUGAAGAAGCUGAAAGGAGUUAAAGCGGAGAAGGAGCUCAAGACGGAGCUUAUCACAGGCCUUAGAGAGUUUAGCUACAGAGAGCUUUACGCAGCCACGAAAGGGUUUCACUCGAGUCGUGUCAUUGGGAGAGGAGCGUUUGGGAAUGUGUACAGAGCUAUGUUUGUUUCGUCGGGAACUAUCUCUGCUGUGAAGAGAUCGAGGCAUAACUCGACGGAAGGGAGGACGGAGUUUUUAGCUGAGCUUUCGAUUAUUGCUUGCUUGCGGCACAAGAAUCUUGUUCAGUUGCAGGGUUGGUGUAACGAGAAGGGAGAGUUGCUUCUUGUUUACGAGUUCAUGCCUAACGGGAGUCUUGAUAAGAUUCUGUAUCAGGAGUCGGAGACUGGAGCUGUGGCUCUUGACUGGUCGCAUAGGUUGAACAUAGCGAUUGGUUUGGCUUCGGCUUUGUCUUAUCUUCACCAUGAGUGUGAGCAGCAGGUGGUUCACAGAGAUAUAAAGGCAAGCAACAUAAUGCUAGACAUCAACUUCAACGCGAGGCUAGGAGAUUUUGGUCUGGCGAGGCUCACUGAGCACGAUAAAAGCCCUAUCUCGACGUUAACAGCUGGUACGAUGGGGUAUCUCGCACCGGAGUAUCUCCAGUACGGGACUGCGACUGAGAUGACUGAUGCGUUUAGCUACGGAGUGGUGAUUUUAGAGAUUGCUUGCGGGAGAAGGCCGAUAGAUAAGGAGCCGGAGAAUCAAAAGACUGUCAACUUGGUGGAUUGGGUUUGGAGAUUGCACAGUGAAGGAAGAGUGCUUGAUGCUGUGGAUGAGAGGUUGAGAGGCGAGUUCGAUGAGGAGAUGAUGAAGAAGCUGUUGCUUGUUGGGCUUAAGUGUGCACAUCCGGAUAGUAAUGAGAGACCAUCGAUGAGACGUGUGCUACAGAUACUGAACAAUGAGGUUGAGCCUAGUCCGGUUCCGAAGAUGAAACCAACGCUAUCUUUCUCUAUUGGGUUGAUAAGUCUUGAUGAUAUUGUUUCCAAAGAUGAUGGAGACAGCAUCGUGUAGAAGUUCUUUUUAAUUUCUUUCGUUUGAAAUUUGUUUUGAUUUUUGUAACAAAUGUGUGGCCUUUGGUUCAAUGAGUUUAUAUUGAACGAUUAGGUUUUUGUAUUCAUAUAAACUCCAUCUCAGAAUCCAGUUCAAAAAGCUCGUUUAUUCUUACAGAUUA
Molecule: messenger RNA, 2500 nt
Organism: Brassica rapa (field mustard)
Lineage: Eukaryota; Viridiplantae; Streptophyta; Magnoliopsida; Brassicales; Brassicaceae
Product: probable L-type lectin-domain containing receptor kinase S.7
Biological process (GO): protein phosphorylation
Molecular function (GO): ATP binding; carbohydrate binding; protein kinase activity
Source: RefSeq, a predicted model, not a curated record